Molecule: messenger RNA, 3723 nt
Organism: Malaya genurostris
Lineage: Eukaryota; Metazoa; Arthropoda; Insecta; Diptera; Culicidae
Exons: 5
Coding region: 1-3723 (1240 amino acids)
Molecular function (GO): nucleic acid binding
Source: RefSeq, a predicted model, not a curated record
AUGGCGACGGAACGACGAAUAAAGUUUUUGAAGCUGCGACAGCGCAACAUCCAAACGUCUUUCGACCUCAUCAAGGCGUUUGUCGACAAUUAUGAGGAUGAUACUGAUGCUUGUCAAGUACCGGUGAGACUAGAGCACCUUGCAUCGCUCUGGUCCGAUUUCAAUAAAGUGCAGGCAGAACUCGAAUCACUCGACGAAACCGGCAUCGAGCAACAAUUCAAACAUCGAUCCAGCUUUGAAUCUGCUUAUUAUAAAGUGAAGGGUUUUUUACUAACCCUUAAUAAAACUCCUGUUACACCGUGUGCUUCUGGUUCUCCUUAUGCUGGUCAUUUCCCUCCAUCGGCUUCGCACGUGCGCUUGCCCGAUGUCAAACUCCCAGUGUUCAGCGGGAAUCUAGAUAACUGGCUAAAUUUUCACGAUUUGUAUCUGUCGCUGGUUCAUUCAUCCGCCGAACUUUCCAACAUUCAGAAAUUCUACUACUUACGCUCUUCGCUAUCUGGGGACGCAUUAAAAUUGAUCCAAACCAUCCCCAUUAGUGCCAACAAUUAUGUAGUCGCUUGGAACCUACUGGAAGAUCACUAUCAGAAUCCUGCAAGGUUAAAGCAUACUUAUGUGGAUGCUCUUUUCGAAUUCUCAACCAUUAAACGUGAAUCCGCAUCGGAACUGCAUUCGCUGGUGGAAAAAUUUGAGGCAAACGUUAGAGUGCUACAACAGCUCGGCGAGCAAACACAGUGUUGGGACAUUUUACUUAUUCGAAUGUUAAGUAUUCGAUUAGACCCAACGACGCGGAGAGAUUGGGAAGAAUAUGCAUCGACCAAAGACGCAAUUUCUUUUCCUGAUCUUACAGCCUUCAUUCAACGUCGCGUGACUGUGCUCCAAAAUAUGCAAUCUAAUUCCGCUGACAUUGUAUUAGCUUCCAAUGUGAAAAAAGGAAACAUUCGCCCUUGCUCCAAAUUCUCAAAACUACGCUUGGAGGACAAGGAAAAGGAAGUACGUCGUCUUCAGUUAUGCCGCAACUGCUUACGUCGGGGUCAUAUGAUCAAGGAAUGUUCAUCAUCCAGCACAUGUCGUAAAUGCCAAGGUCAUCAUCACACUCAACUGUGCUCAACUGUCGCGUGCGACGGGAAGUUAUCGAACUCACCUACGUCCCAAGCCACUUCUUCUCAAACAACCGAGCAAUCAAGAUUACCGUCAGUGUCUGCCACGCUCACCGACUUAGUGAGCCACGCUUCGUCAAGUCACAAGAGCCAUUGUGUAAUUUUAGCCACUGCAGUUGUCAUUUUAGUUGAUGAAAAGGGCAAUCGUCAUCCUGCUAGAGCAUUAUUGGAUUCUGGCAGCGAAUGCUGCUUUGUAACUGAUCGUCUUGCUCAAUCACUUCGAGUGCAGCGCAAACGGACAUUCGUUCCGGUCGCAGGAAUCGGUCAGUCGUCUACCAAUGUUCGUCAGAAAUUUUUAACUACUAUACGAUCACGCAUUAGCGACUAUAGUGCCAACGUAGAGCUUCUAGUCUUACCUAAACUAACUGUAGACCUGCCAACCGUUUCGGUAGACAGUACGUCGUGGCAAUUUCCUCCGGACAUACAGCUGGCUGAUCCUAAUUUUUGUAGAUCUAACCCUGUCGAUCUAAUCUUAGGUGCCGAAGUCUUCUUCGAUUUAUUUAAAGUAACAGGACAAAUUUCGCUAGGCAACGGUAUGCCUGUUCUUAUAAACUCCGAGCUAGGUUGGGUAGUAUCAGGAAGGACUACAACCUGUCAGCGUAUUACACCAGUCAUUGCUAAUGUUGCAACCAAUGUCGAUUUACAUAAUCUAAUGGAAAAAUUUUGGGCAUUAGAAGAAGAUUACAAAUCACCAUGCUAUUCUGCAAAAGAAGCUGCUUGCGAGGAACAUUUUCGCCAAACCGUGGCUCGUACGUCUGAAGGGCGGUACAUCGUAAGACUUCCUAUCAAACAGAACAUUUUAGCCAACUUGAGUGAUAAUCGUAAUACGGCUAUCAGACGCUUCUAUGCAUUGGAGCGACGAUUAAACUUGGAUAGAGAGUUGGGUGAACAGUACAAAUGUUUUUUGGAUGAGUAUUAUGCUCUUCAUCACAUGCAACGCGUUGUAAAUCCACAUGAGAUAACCGUGCCAUGUUUUCAUCUUCCCCACCACGCUGUUGUUCGGGAUAGUAGUUCAACAACAAAAGUACGAGUCGUGUUUGGUGCUUCGUGCAAAUCAGCUAACGGGCCGUCCUUGAACGACGCUCUUUUGGUAGGCCCUAUCGUGCAGGAGGAUUUGAGGUCAAUUAUUUUGCGCUCUCGCAAACAUCCUGUGAUGCUUAUCGCAGACAUUAAGCAAAUGUAUCGGCAGAUAUUACUUCAUGAAAGGGAUACCCCACUUCAACGUAUCAUUUGGAGAGAUUCCAGCGGCGCUCCUCUCAACACCUUCGAACUGAAAACCGUUACGUACGGCGCGUCGAAUAUCGAUGACGCGAAAACGUUGCAAAGGCAACUGGAAGGUUUAUUAGCCAAAGGCGGUUUCGAGCUACGUGAAUGGGCUUCCAAUGAAGAAACUGUUCUGGAAGGAAUCCCCGAAGAAAAUCGUGCAUUGCAAGCAUCCGUCGACCUAAAUUUCAAUCAGUGUAUCAAAACACUUGGCAUUCACUGGGAACCAGCAUCAGACGUUCUGCGGUACCGAAUCAAUCUAGCGAUGCCGCCUACCCCACUCACCAAACGUGUUGCACUAUCUCAAAUCGCUCAACUCUUCGAUCCUCUCGGUUUACUAGGUCCGGUCGUCACAACAGCGAAACUUUUCAUGCCAUCUCUAUGGAUGAUGAAAAACGAUGACGGAAGUCUUUGGGGUUGGGAUCAAGUGCUUCCGACUUCGGUGAUUGAACGUUGGACCAACUAUCAUUCUCAGCUGCCGCGCUUAAACGAACUCAAACAUCAUCAACAGGCCAUCGCCGAGGAGUGCAACGAAAACGGUAUCAAGUGGCACUUCAAUCCACCUAAGGCGUCACACUUCGGUGGCUUGUGGGAGGCCGCUAUCCAAUCGGCACAGAAACACUUCAUCCGAGUGUUAGGAAAUCACAUAUUGGCUCACGACGACAUGGAAACAUUGUUGACACAAAUAGAAUCCUGCCUGAACUCGAGACCAAUCGUUCCUCUUACUGACGACCCAUCAGACAACAACCCGUUAACACCAGGGCAUUUCUUGACGGGAUGCGUGAACUGCGGCGGCGAUCACCCCACCUGCGACCGUAAAUGCACAAAAUGGAUGGAAGAGGGAGCGAUCGUAAGGCUAAAAAUCGACAGGGGACUCUCCUUCCCGGAAGCUCGUGCUCUAAUGAGACAAAGUAAGCCCGAAUCCUCAUAUGCCCAUAAGGUACAAAACCGUCUGACCCCGGGGGGCGACGAGAAGGACAGGACAAUCGCGCUCCUCAAGGCCGAGGUCCUUUCCCUCCGUGCCCAAAAACAAUCCGAGUCCAAGGACUCGGAAAUAAAACAAUUACGCGUGGCACUCGAGGAUGCUGGCAAACAAAUAGCCGAGAUGCGUCAGCAAAUGCAGUCGCUUAAAAACCAAUUAAAUAAUACCACCACCCAGAAGGAGACUCCCUUGUCGACUCAAACAAACGCAACUGUCACCCGAAAACCAACCCAGCAGAAGAAAAAGGCAACUUCACCUCAAAACGGAAACCCAACACAACAAAACAGCAAAACAGAAUACCAGGCAAACAAGAAAAAGUAG